AUGGUAGACCAAUAUUUUACUUCUCAUAAGUUAUCCAAAAGUGCUAAUGGAAAGAUGGUUAGUUCAAUUGUCUUGAACAGUAAAUUUUGGCAAGACUGUCUUACCACUGUGAAAAUUGUUGGUCCUUUUAUUAAGUUGUUGAGGCUUGUUGAUGCUGAUGAAAAACCCUCUUUGAGAAUCGUGUAUGAAGGCAUGCAAAGAGAAAAAAAGGCUAUCAAGACCAUGUUCAGAAAUCGGAAAGCUGCUUAUACGCCAUACACGAGUAUCUUGAAAAUAAGUUGGGAUAAGCAUUUGAAGCGUGAUCUCCAUGCGGCAGCGUACUUUUUAAAUCCGGGCAUUUUCUACAGUGAGGGUUUUGUUGAGAAGGCAAAUGUUUUGAGAUCUUUACUUGAUUUGCUUGAUGUUGAAACACUUUGUGAUGACUCAGUUGCUGCAAUGCAAGAGAUACAGCUGUAUCGAGAUUGUAAAGAAAGUUUUGGGAGGAAAAGUGCUAAGAGAGCGGCAUCAAGACUCGAACCUAGUGAAUGGUGGAGGCUACACGGUGGGAGUGCUCCUAAUUUGCAAAAAAUGGCAGUUUGUCUUCUUCAUCAAACCUCUUCUUCAUCUGGAUGUGAGAGGAACUGGAGCCUUUUUGAACAAAUCCAUUCAAAGAGGAGGAACCGAUUAGAGCAUCAAAGGUUAAGUGACAUUGUUUAUGUCACCUAUAACCUACGCCUUCAAUCUAUGUUGCAUCGAAAGAAGAGGAAUUAUGACCCAAUUGACAUUCAAAGCAUUGACACAGUAGAUUUUUGGGUAAUGACAGAUGAGGAUGAUCCUGAAUUUACUAAUGAAGAUGUUGAAGGCAUUGAAAGUUUAAUAUACACUGAUAAUGCUAUGCCUUCGUAUCCUAAUGAUGGUGGAGACAUGGAAGUUGAAGUGGAUAUGCCUGAUGUUGUAAUUCAAUCCUCAAAUACUUCUUUUGGUGGUAUUUCUGAAGAUGCUGGCUUUGGAUUACCGAUUUAUGAUGGAGACAUCGGAACACUUAAUGAUGAUUAUGACUUCUGA
Messenger RNA from Arachis duranensis, 1044 nucleotides. RefSeq lists its product as uncharacterized. Gene Ontology annotation, molecular function: protein dimerization activity. Lineage: Eukaryota; Viridiplantae; Streptophyta; Magnoliopsida; Fabales; Fabaceae. Bases 1 to 1044 code for a protein of 347 amino acids. The transcript has 3 exons. The record is from RefSeq and is a predicted model, not a curated record.